Molecule: messenger RNA, 2643 nt
Organism: Exophiala bonariae
Lineage: Eukaryota; Fungi; Ascomycota; Eurotiomycetes; Chaetothyriales; Herpotrichiellaceae
Exons: 1
Coding region: 1-2643 (880 amino acids)
Source: RefSeq, a predicted model, not a curated record
AUGGAUGAUCUGCGUGAAAGGUGCACCAUAUCUGAAAAUUCGUGUCUGGAAGCCGUGUCGGCAGCGUCCGGGACCAUCAAAGCAGACAUUGAAGAUCUCUUUAAGCGCGUGGAAAACCUGAAAUUCAGUAAUGAGCGGGAGACAGAGCUCCUCACUACAUUCCAAGCUUCUCAUACACAGGUUUUGUUGAAAGUCUCCACAGAAUUAGGUCAGAUCGCCUCUAGAUCUCAACAGCAAUACGACGAAAAGCUUGAAAGGGCUCAACAAGUGAUCCUAGACAGCUUGAACUUUCCUGGAAUGCGAUCUAGAUACGAUCAAGUCAACGACGCUGAAUACAAAACAUUCACCUGGAUCCUCAACCCCCCUUCGGACCAAGAACUUCCUUGUGACAGCUUUAUUCAGUGGAUAAAUUCCAGGGCAGGAGAAAAUCCCAUUUAUUGGAUUUCUGGCAAGCCUGGAUCUGGGAAGAGCACCUUAAUGCGCUAUAUCAGCGAGACGAUUGGCGCAGAGCACUUACAUGAAUGGUCCCAAGGACAAGAAGUACUUCAAGCAAAGUUCUUUUCAUGGAACCCGGGUCAUGGUGAGGAGAAAUCUUUCCACGGAAUACUACGCUCGCUGCUCUAUCAAUUACUUGAAAUAAAACGACAUCUCAUCCAAUGGGUGGUCACUCCAGAGAGAUGGAGAGCCGCACUUGCCUCGCAUUCAAGAGCAGAUGAUUGGGGAGCUAGAUCGCUUAGGAAGGCAUUCGAUGACUUUCUAUCAAUUCAACUCUCUGAUGCCAAAAUCCUUCUGUUCAUUGACGGACUUGAUGAAGUAUAUGGAGAUGACGAAAGGAGACAGGAAGUGCUCGACUUCGUCUUUGCCGCUACACAGCAUGACAAUAUCAAGAUCUGUCUAUCAAGUCGCCCUUGGACCAUGUUCGAAGAUGCAUUUGAAACUUGUGCAAGACUGAGGCUUGAGAAACUCACUCAGGGAGACAUUGAAAAAUAUGUCUUCGGUAAGCUGAAGUCGGACGCCCGGUUUUUACAACUCUGCUCAUACUCAACGACCAAUGCUGAUCAACUUAUGCAAGACAUUGCGGGCAGGGCUGAGGGUGUAUUUCUGUGGAUCAAGCUCGUGGUCAUGGAAAUGUUACGGAGAACUAGAGACGGUGAAAGCAUUUGUACCCUACAGAAAAAACUGGAUGGAAUACCAGCUGAUCUGGAUUUGUACUUCCGUCGAAUGCUGGAGUCGAUAGAUCCAGAAUAUCGUGAAGAGGCAUCGACCUUUCUCCAGUUAAUCCUUCAAAAAAGUGCUGUAGAGCGCUAUAUCGCUCACCGUUCCGGUUGGACCGCUCUGUCACUGUCAUUCGCCGAAGAGGGAGACUCCAGGUUUGCGUUGAAACCCGGGUAUGAAUUCUCUGCUCUGAACAUGAUGGACAUGGAGGGUUGGGCCUUCAAUCUCGAUCAAAUGAAAAGACGAAUAAACAGCCGAUGUCUUGGUCUUCUUGAAUGCCAUGAUCAGCUGGACGAACGCUUCAAUCGCAUUUAUGGGCCAGAAGUUAAGUUCCUUCACCGAUCCUUGGCUGACUUUCUUCGGACCUCAACCUCGACAGCUCUGCUACAUCAGUACACGGGCGGGGAAUAUGAUGUUACAUCGUAUGAAGCAUGCGUCUGGGGCACGCUAGCUUUUGUGUUUGGACGACUCGAUACUGAUCACCUGACCUUCUUCCCAGCGGUUAAAAGUGGCCUGGUUCCGAUUGAAUUAGAGCCACUGCACACCCUGUGCGAAAUGAUCAGUGAAGAGUUACAGCCUCAUGAUUCAGUGACUUAUCGAUUUGUCAAACUUAUCGGAUCCAUAGUGCCUUUGAUUGAGAAGAACGAGGCACUUCGCCAUCGACUGGACAUGUUCUCUCGCCGGCGUCAUCCCUUGGUUGACAACAUUUUACAAUGGGAUAUGAGGGUACCCCCCCCGAUUGUGGUGUUGGGUACACAAUAUCACUGGAAGAAUGUUCUGUUAGCUCGACUGACCUCAGAUAUUGUCAGAAAUGGAGUGGGGCGACCUCUUCUUCUUUUUGCUCUCGGAGACCCAGAACUCACAGGUUUCAACCAAACAAUUUGGGACAAAAGGUUGUGGACAAUGAGAUUUCUCCUUCGACUAGGUGCCAACCCAAACGAAGUGUACAAGGGCACAUCGGUAUUCUGUGAGAUUAUGAUAAUUCUAUCAGCGAGUAAUCCAGUAUUCUGGUAUCAAUUAGAACUUAUGCGGCUUCUCACCUCACAUGGCGCAUCUGAAAGUAUCCCAGAAGAAUGCAUGAUUCACACCGAAGAGCGAAAUAUGCCUGUUGGCUUUCAAGCAAACUACACGAAGACCAUGUCAAUUGGCGAGUUCAUGAAGGGCAAGGAUCAAAUUCAAUCACGUGUGACUGAAGCUGACGGUUCAGCUUACAGUUGUGUGGAAUUUCUGCGGGUGUGCAAGCGGUAUGAGGAUCGUGAGCUCGAUGAGCUAGCAGCACUUUUUGUGGAGAGACGCGAAGCCUUAUCUUCUAAGAAGUCAGAAUCAGCAGCCAAGGGCAGAAAGAGACGGGAAACCGCCGGUAAAGGUAAAAGUUAUGUGGACAUUGGUGGGCAACAGGGUCGAAAGCGAAUCAAGAUGGGCAACUAG